Strongylus vulgaris is the source of this 528-nucleotide messenger RNA. Lineage: Eukaryota; Metazoa; Nematoda; Chromadorea; Rhabditida; Strongylidae. The record is from the annotation of a GenBank genome assembly.
AUGUUCCAGAUUGCGAUGAUGAUGCUGAUUGAUCAAAUACCAACGAAAAUCGUCGAUGGACAUGGAUUUCGUAGUUUGAUGAGUUUCCUGUUACCUGAAUAUCCAAUGCCGUCAGCGGAGUUAUUCGAAUCGACUAUCUGUCCGGAGACGUCAAAACAGGAGGAGGACAGUGAUAGUUCGUGCUCAGUGGAAAUUGAUACGACUCUAUCGCAUCUGAUAGAAGCUUUCCUCGAGUACAUUGGACGACAUUCAUUUAUUAAGGACGAGCUAAUCUCGUUGCUGACUGUAUGUCACAGUGUCUUUGGCUAUUUUGAAGAUCGACCUGCCGUAAUGACCGAAUUGUCAUUGACUAUUCCCUCUGUUGAUCCUAAGCAACCUGAACUGCUUCGUGACGUGCUGUUCGUCGCUGAACAUGCGGAACGAAUCAACUCGUACAUUCGUGCCACUCCUGAUAUGGCGCUGUUACCGAUCUCUGACGCUCAAUCGCAGACACUUGCUGAACUUGUACGUUUUGUACGAAACGAUUAA